AAGCAACUCGGCAUGUCGUCCAUCGACUCGUACCAGACUCCUCUUUCAUCGCGCUAUGCCUCGAAGGAGAUGAGCAAGCUCUUCUCGUCGUCGACCCGCUUCGGCACCUGGCGCAAGCUGUGGCUCAGCCUCGCCACCGCUGAGAAGCAGCUCGGCCUCAACAUCUCGGACGAGGCGCUCGAGCAGAUGAAGGCCAACCUUGACCUCGACGACGAGCAGAUGGCCGAGGCGGCGGUCGAGGAGAAGAAGCGCCGUCACGAUGUCAUGGCCCACGUCCACGUCUUUGGCCUCAAGGCGCCCGCCGCGGCGGGCAUCAUUCACCUCGGCGCCACGUCGUGCUACGUGACCGACAAUGCCGACCUCAUCUUCCUCCGCGACGCGUGCGACAUCAUUCUUCCCAAGCUCGCCGUCGUCAUCGAGCGCCUCGCUUCGUUCGCCGAGCAGCACAAGGACCUCCCGACCCUCGGCUGGACCCACUUCCAGCCGGCGCAGCUCACGACCGUCGGCAAGCGUGCGACCCUCUGGAUCCAGGAGCUCCUGUGGGACCUGCGCAACAUCCAGCGUGCGCGUGACGACAUCGGCUUCCGCGGCGUCAAGGGCACGACGGGCACGCAGGCGUCCUUCCUCGCGCUCUUCGAGGGCGACCACGACAAGGUCGAGGAGCUGGACCGUCUCGUCACCGACCUGUCGGGCUUCAAGCACGCCUACCCGGUCACCGGCCAGACCUACUCGCGCAAGAUCGACAUCGACGUCCUCGGCCCGCUCGCGUCGCUCGGCGCCACCGCGCACAAGAUUGCGACCGACAUCCGCCUGCUCGCCAACCUCAAGGAGGUCGAGGAGCCAUUCGAAAAGGACCAGAUCGGCUCGUCCGCCAUGGCCUACAAGCGCAACCCGAUGCGCUCCGAGCGCAUCUGCUCUCUCGCCCGCCACCUCAUGGUCAUCCAGCAGAACGCCCUCAUGACGGCCUCGGUCCAGUGGUUCGAGCGCACCCUCGACGACUCGGCCAACCGCCGCAUCACCAUCCCCGAGGCGUUCCUCACGGCCGACAUCAUCCUCACGACGCUCCAGAACGUCACCGAGGGUCUCGUCGUGUACCCGGCCAUCAUCGCUCGCCGCGUCCGCCAGGAGCUCCCCUUCAUGGCGACCGAGAACAUCAUCAUGGCCAUCGUCAAGAAGGGCGGCGACCGCCAGGUGUGCCACGAGAAGAUCCGCGUCCUGUCGCACGAGGCCGGCGCCGUCGUCAAGCAGCAGGGCGGCGAGAACGACCUGAUCGACCGCAUCCGCGCCGACAAGUUCUUCGAGCCGAUCUGGGCCGACCUCGACUCGCUCCUCGACCCGAGCACGUUCGUCGGUCGCGCGCCGGAGCAGACGGCCAAGUUCGUCAAGGACUUUGUCCGCCCGGCGAUCGAGCCGUACCGGAGCCAGGUCGACGGCGCGCAGGCGGCCGAGCUCUCGGUCUGAAUGUCGGUGUGAGUGACGCAGAGCUGGAGGAGGGCGAGUUCGAGAACGAGGAGCAGGUAGACGGAGCGUCUGUGUCUGUUUGAAAAGCUGUCGUUUCCUGUUCUCCUCUCGAGCGCAGAUCCUGAAC
This is a messenger RNA of Rhodotorula graminis WP1, 1588 nucleotides long. RefSeq lists its product as uncharacterized. Lineage: Eukaryota; Fungi; Basidiomycota; Microbotryomycetes; Sporidiobolales; Sporidiobolaceae. Gene Ontology annotation, biological process: 'de novo' AMP biosynthetic process. The transcript has 7 exons. Gene Ontology annotation, molecular function: (S)-2-(5-amino-1-(5-phospho-D-ribosyl)imidazole-4-carboxamido) succinate lyase (fumarate-forming) activity; N6-(1,2-dicarboxyethyl)AMP AMP-lyase (fumarate-forming) activity. Bases 13 to 1461 code for a protein of 482 amino acids. The record is from RefSeq and is a predicted model, not a curated record. Gene Ontology annotation, cellular component: cytosol.